UUCGUAAUUGAACAGAUAAGCGGUUCUUUCAAAUUUGAUUGAAUUUUUACUUGCGCGAAUAGAAUAGAUUGUUCACAAACGCUUAACGAUGAAAGUCAUUACACUUACUAUAACUCUGCUGAUGGUGGCCAUUCAUCAGGUACCAUCGACAUUGGCAGACGUACAAAACCUAGCUCCCGUUUUCAACUUUACGGAAAAUAUAGAAAAUGCUUAUCAACUGGCUAAAAGGCAAUCCAAGCCCAUUGUCCUUGUUGUUCAUGAUACUCACUGCGGAGCUUGCAAAAGCCUUAGACCAUCCUUAAUCGAAAGCCAUGAAUUGAGACAACUGAGUAGAGAUGUAAUCAUGGUACAAAGCUUGGACGGCCAAGAUCAAGUAGCGAAUGCAGUAAAUCCUGACGAUAAUACCUACGUUCCCAGGAUAAUUUUUAUCGGAUGCAAUGGCAAAGUGUUUGACUCCAUAUUCAAUGUGAAUCAACCGAAAUUCAAAAACUAUUACACCACUGCCGAAGAUGUCAUUGCCGGAAUGGAAAAAGCCAUAGAGGCAAACAAAGGAAUAUCAUGUUAAUGGUGGUAGUUAUUGAAAAAUAGAAAUAAAUCUCGCUGAAACUUCGAAA
Molecule: messenger RNA, 614 nt
Organism: Bradysia coprophila
Lineage: Eukaryota; Metazoa; Arthropoda; Insecta; Diptera; Sciaridae
Product: thioredoxin domain-containing protein 12-like
Cellular component (GO): endoplasmic reticulum
Source: RefSeq, a predicted model, not a curated record